Anisakis simplex (herring worm) is the source of this 3288-nucleotide messenger RNA. Lineage: Eukaryota; Metazoa; Nematoda; Chromadorea; Rhabditida; Anisakidae. The record is from the annotation of a GenBank genome assembly.
AUGGGAAAGACGCCAUCUCGCUCAGCAUCAGCACAACUUCCAGUGGAGAGUGCUUCUACAACGGCACCACCGAUGGGCAUUCUUCCACCAGGUUUGGAAGAUCUUUCCGAAGAGGAAAGAGCCAAGAUCAUGGCCGUGAUGGCGUGUGCAGAGAUCGAUGCCGCUGAAGAUGCGAGAGCAUCUUCGGCAUUGUCGACAACGAUCUCAACUUCGAGAACAUCAGAAUCAUUCUUUGAUAAAGAAGCCAAACCAGAACAUCUUCAUUCGACAACAACUCCAAAAGGUGCAGACCAAGUGAGAUCGUCAACGUUCAGUCUCGCCGAACCAUCUGCACCUCUCAUGACAGUGACAGCAAGUGCUCCCACUCCAGUUGCUAGAUCGCCAACUUCACCAACACCCGGUCCCGUCUCUGCUGUACCAUCAUCAAGUUCUCUUUUGGAUGAGGUCGAUUUGUCACAUUUGUCGGCAGAUGAACGUGAACAAAUUGUGGCAGUGAUGAAAGCUGCUGAAACGCAGCAAGGACAAACCUUAGCGCCAGUGCGGUCCAGUGCCGCACAGCCAUCCCCUUUGUCAUCAACAGCAUAUCCGCGAAGCGAUGAACCCGACCAUCUUGAAGAGGAGCUAGCUGACAAUCUUGCGAUACUCUCACCAGCUGAACGAGAGCAAAUUCUUUCUGUGAUGCGAGCCGCUGAUCAACAGGCGGAAGCAGUUAGCCACGAAGUGGAUGAAGCAACGCGUUCGCAUUCCCCUGCUAUGCAACCAGUGCUCAUUCAUGAAUCGCUUGGUGAUAGAGACGGAUCACGAACACGACGAAUGUCAAUGGAAGAACGANNNNCAUCCGCUGAGGAAUCACAAUCGCAAGUGCCGAAUGUUAUGGAAGUGCGAACAAGUGAACCAAGCAAAAUGGAUGAUGGUUUCGAAUCCAAGCGACAGAUAAGCCAUGGUGAUCGUGAAAUGGUUGAAGUUAGUGAGGUGGAUCGUGCACGAAAAUCUGACGAAGCCAUCGGUGAGCGUGAGGAACGAAGUCGUGCAGCGACACGACAACAUUCUAUGGCCUCAUCGACAUUCUCGGAUGAGUCGUCCACCCAACUGGACAGUGGCUAUGCAACAGUGGCGAGUGCAAGUUACGAGAAUGAGCUUGGCCAUGUUUUCGAGACGUCUCCGUUUGCUGCUACAGAGCAACAGCCCUAUCAUGAUCGUCAACACGAGCAACGCCCAGAAGAAAAGGAACAUCAUGAACAGCAGCAGCAACAGCAGCAGCCACAUCAAUUACAAGAGCAGCCAAUAUCAUCACAAUCAAAUCAUGAUUAUCGUGUGUAUACAAGUGAUGAUUUUGACUACACGUACGGUGACGAUAGACGAUACGUUUUGAACGAUGAGGAAUUUGAGACCGCUGAUGAUAAGGAGAACAGUUAUCAGUUCGAGGAUCGAACUGCAGCUCAUUUGGAUGAUAGCGAAACUGCGUUUGAACAUGAGUACACAGUUCUCAGACAAAUGAAUUCCUUAUUGUCAGCAGACAACAUUUCAUUGAUCGAUGUUCAGACGUCUCAGCAAUGGACUGGCCGAAAGCCACGAAUGUGGACGACUGUAUUUGCGGAUGAUGAGGAGAAAUCGGAGCGUGAUUAUGGUACAAAUGUGGAUGCAGACCUACCUGAAGAACAUCAGCUAGUUGAUGACACCUAUCAUCCUAAGGAUGGCGAACCUUCACAGAUUGUUCACGAUCACCCGGCUGAAUCCAUGGUCGAAUAUUCGGCUGGUGGAUUGCAGUCGCCGAAAGAUGCAAUUCAAAUGGACGAUAUCGUGUACGAUUCAUUCGCAGCCAGUGAGCAUAUGGAUGUGGACGAUGCGCGUCUCAUCUCGAUGUUUCAUCAGAAAGCCAAAGGUCAUUUUGAUGACGAUGAGAGGAGGUCUGAUACUGGCAGCACUCAGUUUACAUCCCCAGCAACCUCAGCUUCAAGUGCCCUUAUUCAAGCAAUACCCCGCACCCAAUCUUCAUCAACUGCAUUAGACAGGUCGCCUGCCAUCAUCUUACCUGCUCAACAGCCUUCUCCAUUUGCUCAACCUGAAGUCAAAAAACCGGCUGAUAUCAUUCGACCUCCACCGGCGAUAACAGUAACCGUUCACGAGGAGCGCAAUCGAACAAGCGAUGACGAUUCAGACGGGGAGACAAGCCCGUCAUCGGAUGAGGACGAUUACCCCGAUCAGGCAUUUGGUGAGUCGGCAAAUGAUGAAUUCGAUGUGCAGUGGGCACAUGAUAGUCUCAUCAAGAGAGCUUCUCCGAAGCCUCAUAUUUUCUCAGUUGAUGACAGUACUACACCAGCGGAAGGAUAUAAAGAUCUGUCAAUGGGAAUGGAGAUUGGUGCAAUGUCAGAGCAACCCAAGAAUGAGCCACUAGAAGUGAGUGCAGUGCAACCGUCAUCGGAACGCAAAAAUCCUUUCAUCGAUGAUGAUGAAGACGAGGAUACGGUCAAGAUUACAGAGGAACUUGCGACAGAAUCAGAUGAGAUUGAUUAUUCAGCGGCUGUCAGUUACUAUAGCAAUCAACCGUUCUUCACACACCGCCCCGGCCCUGUUUAUACGAUUCCAGAAGAUGAAGAACAAGAUGAUGGACAUGUGGACACCGACUCAAAAUUCUAUGGCUUGUGGAUUGCAGCAAAAGAGAAGGCGCAUCGUGCGCAAACGACCAAAAUACCAAAGGUGCCUAUAAUGCCGGUGAUGCAACUGAAAUCAACCACAUCCUCGUCGACGAAACCAAUUACAAGUGGAACUAUUUCACCAAGAGGAAAUGGUGACAUGACAACAACUGUCUAUAGUGGUGAUUACUACGAUCAAGUGACAAAGCAACGAAAAGGUGAAAUAUUGGGCAGUAGGGACUUGAUGGCUACAGAACCUCCAAAAAGCACAUCGUCAGCUUUAUCUUCGUUCAAACCAACCCCUACGUUCCUACCUACAACCACUUCAACAACACCAACAAUUGCACCUCUCAAUGUUGAACCAUCCACAUCCCGUCCCACAUCCAUGGGCCCACUAAAGUCACCUACAAGUCCGUUAACACCGGUUCGCAGUGCACCACCUCCACCAGAUCUAUGCUCUGCUGAUGCUGCAACUCUGAAUGGGUCAUCUUCUGGUUAUGCAUUCCAAGCGGAUGGCACAACUGCGACGAAACCAUUUCCUCUUGAUACAACGCGACCAAGCGAUUCGUUCUCAGUGAAGAGUGAAAUCUCAGGAAAAGUCACUGAUGAUAAUGAGGAGCCGUGCUCAGCACGUCCAUCACCAUACGACAAUGUG